AGAAUCCAAAGAUGUUCCAUCUCUUAGAAUCAAGUUUGAAUAGAAUCUUUUUUGUUAGUUAUUUUUAUGCUUGUUAAACCGGAAAAAAGUAUAUGUAUAUUAUAAAUACAAUAUGAGAUUGUGGGAUGGGAUACAUAGAGGUGCUUAUGUAUUAUCCACGGCAGCCGUGUGAUAUAGAUUUAGACGGUUGAACUCGAAGGAGGCUGGCAUUUUGGCAGUACUUCCCUAUGGUAAUGUUAUUAUACAUAAUACACGGAGUAUAUCACAUCGACAUCUUAAAUUAACUAUCAAGCUAAUUAUUAAAUUUUUGUGUUACACAAUCUAGUUUCCAAGUAAUUCUUGUCGAGAGAGCAAAAAAAAAAAGACAAAACCAUGUAUUUGCGUUCAGUAUAAAUUCGAGUUAUGUCGAAAGAAUUGUGGAAAAUAGCACUUUAUGUAGUUGCGAUGAUUACGCAAGGGGGAGUUGAAAUUGUCAAGUCAAUGCAAACUUGCAAUGGCUGCAUCAACGACCAUAGAACCCAGUGGGCAGCUGCCCCCAACUCAUUUUAAAGAUUCAGUGUAAAACAUUGACUAGUUUUUAAUUUGCCUCCUUAUCUUUUAACAAAUCUAUCCUUAAUUUUAUGCAUAAUUUUUUUUGCCCCCCCCACAAAUUUUUUCUCUAGCUCCGCCCCUGAUAGAACCUACCAAAUUUUCAGAGGUUUGAUCAAUGAAAAAUCAUACCAUAGAACCUACUGAAUUUCACAUCAUGAAUUUCACAUCCCUCACGAAGUUUUGAAUACGCUGUAGGCAUCAUCUUGUUCGUGAGCUACCCUUCAAUACCAAAUCAUCUAAGAGAAGAAAUAUAUCUUCAUAACAUGGAUCAUUCUUUCAGGUAUAGGCCAACACCAAUAAAAAAUUGCUUCAAAUACAGAGCAACAAAUUAUGGAAAAAUCAUUAUCCUAAUAACACAAUUAAUGGAAUCAUAUUUUUAAACAAAACAGAUUUUGAAUGAAAUUAAAGAUCAUUAUACAAAUAACAUUGAUUUAAAAAUAUCAAAAUCCAUGAAUUAAUAACAGUGAAUUUAUGUUAAAAAUAUAUUAAAAAAAUCAUAAAUCAGUAGCAACAGAAUUUAAAUCCUUUAGUAAUCAACAAAAAAAUAAAAAUAAAUAACCCGUAAACUAUUAUAUCAACCAAAACAAAACAAAGAAGAAGAAAAGAAAGUUCAGACGAAUAAAUAACCCCUAAACUAUUACAGCAACCAAAACAAAACCAAACAAACAAAAGAAAAGAAAAGAAAAGAAAAGAAAAGAAAAGAAAGUUGAGACCGCCGAAAAGAAACGACUUUGAGCGUCCUAAGAUCUCUCUGAUUCCUUCGCCUUGAAGAAAUCUGGUAGCAACCCAUUACCUACCGUGACAAAAUAAAACAAAAACAAUCUCAAAGAUCAACUCUUUUUUUCUAAUUCCGAAUCAAGAAAUGCUCCACCAUUGAUUCAAGAUGCAAUCCAAGAUCGUCGGCGGCGGCUUACCUCCGGCGUUUUCUCUCUUCCCAAGCUUAAACAAAACCUUCACAUUCCACCAAAUCCUCGUCCUCAUCAUCACCUUCCUAGCCUACGCUUCGUUCCACGCCUCUCGCAAACCUCCGAGCAUCGUCAAGAGCGUCCUCGGACCUUCCGUCAACGAAGAUUCAAACUCUCCGAUCGACAACGGAUGGGCUCCCUUCAACGGAACCGAAGGAACGCAGAGACUCGGCGAGCUCGAUCUAGCGUUCCUUUCUUCCUACGCUCUCGGUAUGUAUUUCGCAGGACAUUUAGGAGAUAGGAUCGAUCUGAGGCUGUUUCUCGUGUUUGGGAUGAUGGGGAGUGGGAUCCUCACCGUUGUCUUCGGGUUAGGGUACUGGAUGAACGUGCAUCUCCUCGGCUUUUACAUGACUGUUCAGAUCGUUUGUGGGUUGUUUCAAUCUAUUGGGUGGCCUUGUGUUGUCUCUGUGGUUGGCAACUGGUGUGGGAAGGAGAAGCGUGGGUUGAUCAUGGGUGUCUGGAACUCUCAUACAUCUGUUGGGAACAUUGUUGGUUCCGUUGUUGCUUCUUCCGUGCUUGAUUCCGGAUGGGGAUGGUCUUUUGCUUUGCCUGGUGGGUUGGUGAUUGUGUCUGGAUUGGUUGUGUUUAUGUGUCUUGUUGUGAGUCCUCAUGAUUUGGGGUUUGAAGAGCCUGGGAAGGAGAUUGAGAUGAGUUUAGCUGCUGAGACUUUAGUGGUGGAGGAGGACAAGGAGGAUGAUGAUGUUGGGCUUCUUGAAACUGUAGAUUUAGGUGAUGAUGAUGAUUCUUUGUCAGCUAUUGGUUUUCUUGAAGCGUGGAAGUUACCUGGCGUUGCUCCUUUUGCUUUCUGUUUGUUCUUCUCGAAGCUCGUCGCUUACACGUUCCUCUAUUGGUUACCAUACUACUUAAGGCACCAAGCUGUUGCGGGUGUUUAUAUCUCCCACAAAACCGCUGGGAUUCUCUCGACAGUAUUUGACAUUGGAGGAGUGUUUGGUGGGAUAUCAGCAGGUUUCAUUUCAGACAAGAUCAAAGCCCGUGCACUCACAUCAGUCGCGUUCUUGUCGCUAUCCAUACCUGUCUUGAUUAUGUACAGAGUCUAUGGGAGUGUGUCCAUGUUCAUCAACAUCGGUUUGAUGUUUAUAUCAGGUUUACUAGUAAACGGUCCUUACGCACUCAUAACCACAGCAGUUGCAGCUGAUCUUGGAACACAGGACUCAAUUAAAGGGAACGGCAGGGCGUUGGCGACGGUAACAGCUAUUAUAGACGGUACUGGUUCGGUUGGGGCGGCUCUGGGACCGUUGCUUGCUGGUUAUAUAUCGAGCAGAGGGUGGAAUAGUGUUUUCUUUAUGCUUAUUGUUUCGAUUUUCUUUGCCGGUUUGUUCUUGGUUCGGCUUGCAAAAGCUGAGAUUAAAGAGAUGAGUAGUUCUGGCGAACUGAUAGCGUCUAGUGGUCCUUAAGGCUCAUGAUUUUGAUCCCACGAGGAUGUUGUAUACCAGUGUAUUAUCAGGUAUAUAGAUUCAAACAAAAUUAUACAAUACAAAUGAAAAACACCACCUUGAUUUUUUU
Brassica rapa (field mustard) is the source of this 3080-nucleotide messenger RNA. Its product is annotated as putative glycerol-3-phosphate transporter 5. Gene Ontology annotation, cellular component: endoplasmic reticulum membrane. Gene Ontology annotation, biological process: transmembrane transport. The record is from RefSeq and is a predicted model, not a curated record. Gene Ontology annotation, molecular function: transmembrane transporter activity. Lineage: Eukaryota; Viridiplantae; Streptophyta; Magnoliopsida; Brassicales; Brassicaceae.